Molecule: messenger RNA, 810 nt
Organism: Limulus polyphemus (Atlantic horseshoe crab)
Lineage: Eukaryota; Metazoa; Arthropoda; Merostomata; Xiphosura; Limulidae
Product: Down syndrome cell adhesion molecule-like protein 1
Exons: 3
Coding region: 283-810 (175 amino acids)
Biological process (GO): axon guidance; dendrite self-avoidance; homophilic cell-cell adhesion
Cellular component (GO): axon; plasma membrane
Molecular function (GO): cell-cell adhesion mediator activity
Source: RefSeq, a predicted model, not a curated record
CGCCAUAUUUGAGGUAUAGUUUGUGUUGCUAACAAGUAACAGCAAAAAUCUGUCUGACCGUGUUCGCAAUGGGAGGAAUUUCCAAGUUUGUACUUGAAUAAUAGAAAGUCCGUUUUCAGUGCUCACUCUGUAAUAUCUCAGUUUUGAAUCCUUUGCCAGCUAGAAAAUCGUAAUAAAUAAUAAAAUCCGUUAUCAUAACCUGUAAAAUUCGGAGGAUAACGUAAGACACUACCCAUAAGAACGCUCCAUGUUCUAGCUCACACUUGAAAAGGAUAAUCGUCGAUGAAGAUCAUAAUCCUAAUUGCUAUCUUCUCCUUACGUGUUAUUGCUCAAGUGCCUCCAAAGAUACAACCUUUUGUAUUUCCCGAAUUUGUUGAAGAAGGUAAACUUAUUCAGGCCACUUGCGGAUUAGAAACUCACGACGCUGCUGAUGAGUUUCAGUGGUUUAAAGAUGGCCGACCUUUGCGUUCGGGCGCACAAUGGACUGUACUUUCUCCGGGCAUAGUGUCUGUUUUAGUUAUAAAGAGUGUGACCAUAGAAACUUCAGGAAAUUACACUUGUGUUGCCCGAAAUUCUGCUGGUCAAGAUGAAUAUACAGCCGCACUUCAAGUUAAAGAUGAGGAAUUUGUCAAAAUAUCGAAAGGUUCCGAAUCUGAUGGAACCUUCACUAUUGAAGGCGCAACUCAAAAUGAUGCUGGACUUUAUAUAUGCGAAGUGACCAAUGGCAUCGGAGAAGAUUUAAGAAAAACGGUCAGACUUUCAAUAAGAGGUACAGACUGUGGGGUUAUAUUCUUUCAGAUUACCAUGUGA